Nezara viridula (southern green stink bug) is the source of this 1206-nucleotide messenger RNA. NCBI's taxonomy places the organism in Eukaryota, Metazoa, Arthropoda, Insecta, Hemiptera, Pentatomidae. The record is from the annotation of a GenBank genome assembly.
CUACAGGGAGGAGGACACUUUCAGGCUGAAGCCCCUCUCCCCCCCAAAAUGAGUCACCAUUCACCUCUGUGUCCGAGAUUCCUAGUGGAAUAACAGAAUGACUUCAAUGUUUCAUCCAUUACAAACUUUUCGCCAUUACACAAUUAAUGACUACAGGCAUAUCAAUGCUAACAGAAAAAGUGCUGUUGAAGUUCUUGAAGAAACAAAACCACUCUAUGUCAAAUCACUAGCUGCUUUAAAAAUACAUAGUCCAGAAGAAAAGCGCUCAGAUGAUAUUUUCUGCACCAAUCGAACAUCCACAAAUAAGAAACAAGAGAGGUCAUGUGAUUUAGAAUCAAAAUUAAGGAGACUUUUAGACUCCAAAGACAGUCUUGGAGAGGAUUUCUGCUAUAAAACUGAAGUUCAAUACAAGAGCCUUCCUGACUUAAGCACAUCAUCACAUGAAAGCUUUGGUAGUACCAUACAGCAUAUUUCUUGCUCUGGUGAAGAUCAGUCUUCAAAAGCCGAUACUUCUUCAACAAUAGACACUGAUUGCUCAAGCAGUGAAAAAAGUUAUGGCAAGCCACCUUCUCUGUCUAAAUCUUGCACAAGUAUGGGAGGAAGUGCUGGGAAGGUUGAAUCUAAGAUAUGGAAAAAUGAAAAAUUGGUUUCAAAAGUUGAAUUAAUUAGAUCCAAAUCUGAUCCUGGUGAAACUCAAAAACAGAAUGAGCUACCCCCUAAACUUGAUGAUUUCUUUCAGUUUUUGGGAUUAUCCAGUCAAAGCUUUAGAAAUUUGACUGCUGCUAGUUCAAAUGGAUCAAAUCCAGUUUUUUUUCCAUCAGAGAGUUCAGCUGAUUCUAGUCCUAAAGGAAGGGGCUCUGAAGUAGAACAAGAUACUGGUUGGGUUAUUUAUAUAUCUUAUAUGUAUAUGUCACCUUAAAAUAUUAUCAAAAGUUUUGUGUUCAUCUAAUUAUAAAUCCUUUUCUUCUUCUGUUUUUUUUUUUAGGUGUAGAUACGGGUCUUUCAAUAGUGGAAAGGAAUGCAAGAGUAAUCAAGUGGCUUGUAGCAUGUGCUAAGUCAUAGCUUGGGAGUGUAGUAUUAUUUCAAUCUGAUUAUCUUAAUGUGCAAUGUAAAUAAUGUAAUUUAAUUUUUAAUUGUUUAAAAUGGACUCUUCAAUCAUAUUUUAUAUUUUAUAAUUUAUUGAGUUAAAUGAAAUCAAAUGAUAUU